AUGGCAGCCAUGGCACAGACGUGGGGCAAAAAUCAGUGGCACACUAGUGUGGCUUAUUGCCUGGGGCUAAAGGGCCCUGCUUACGUGGUUGACACUGCCUGUUCCUCCGCUCUCGUAGCCGUGGACAAUGCUGCAAUGAACCUUCGUCGCGGAAGGUGUACCGCCGCAGUGAGUGCGGCGGCAAAUGUCAUGGCCAGUCCGGCCACCUUCGUGAGCUUCAGCAAGCCGCGGAUGCUUUCUCCCCGCGGCCGAUCCUUUACCUUUGACGCCUCAGCGGAUGGCUACGGCCGAGGAGAAGGGGCAGGCGCCGUGAUGCUCUCUCGCCUACUGGAUGCGCAUGGCAUGGCUCGGGCGGCGCUGCGUGGCCUCGCGGUGAACCAGGACGGCAUGAGUUCCACCAUGACGGCGCCCAAUGGGCCAUCGCAGACCUUGGUGGUGCAAACGGCGCUGAUGGAAGCGAAGAUGACACACCAUGAGGUUUUGCACAUGGAAUGCCACGGUACCGGCACCCCAUUGGGUGAUCCCAUUGAAGUGGGGGCCCUGCAAGCUGGAAGUCUACAAGAGGGCAGUCGCCAGCAACCCAUGGCCACAGCAGCUGUGAAGACCAGUGUUGGGCAUUUGGAGGGCGCUGCCGCUUCGCCGGGGCUUUUGAAAACGGUGACCUUGCUGAGCCGACGAUCGGCAUUCGCAGUGGUUCAUCUCUACUCAUUGAAUCCUCAUCUGGACCUUCCAGAAGAUGCACCGCAGAUCUUCCAGAGCGAGCACGUGCCGCUCAACGGGCGUCGCACUGGAGCCCUGUCCUCCUUCGGCUUCGGUGGGACCAACGCGCAUGCGGUGCUGGGUGAGUCGGAGGUCCCGGUGGAUUUCAUCACGUUGCAACGACCACCGCAGUAUGCCAAAAAAGCAUUUCCAUGGCGAGAAUUUGGAUUUCGCUUACUGAGACAUCAAGCUGAGAACAGUUUUGAAGUGAGCAUGUCGUCAGAUGUCUAUGACAUCGUGUCCCACCAUGUGGUCUUCGGAUCCAUUGUAACUCCAGGAGUUGUUUAUGUUGAGAUGGCGAUGGAAGCUACCCGGAAGCUGUUUGGGCAUGACGUGGCUUUGAGGGAUGUCACCAUGGUCUUCCCUUUCGUGGUGCCAGAUCGCUUCGCAGAUAGUGGGCCAGCUCCCAUCAUGCGGUUCCAGAUGAAAGGCGACAGUCGAUUUGAGAUCCAGAGCAGUAGCAAUGGGAAAAGCACUGUGCAUGUGGAAGCCACCUUGGAAAAGGCCUCGAAAUCUGAGAUGACAACUCUGGAUCUGGAGGAACUUCGAAGUCGCAUCAAUGAACCAAUUGAGACAUCUGUGGUUUAUGAUGCGAUCAACUCGGUGGGUCUCUAUUUGGGCCCCAUGUUCCAAGUGGCCAAGAAGCUAUGGAGGAAGGAGACGGAGACGUCUUCGGAGGUCUUGGGCCAAUUGGAGCUGGAUUUUCCUGGGGUGAAGAAUACUGGCUACAUCAUGCAUCCAGCACUGCUGGAUGGUACCAUCCACAUUCUGGCCACUGCAUCCAUUGGAAAAAAUGUCAGUGGUUUGAAGAUCUUUGGAGGAGUCGGCAAAGUUCUGGUGGUGAAGAGGGAGAACUUUUCCAAGUUGAAACGCUAUUGGGUACACAUGCGCAUCACUGAAUCACUGGAGGCUUCCCAAACCUUCAACAUUCGCGUGGCGGAUGAUGAUGGUGCGGUGCUGAUGAUCAUGGAGGAUGUGGUCUUCCGAGCGGUGAAACCUGAGCAGAUUCAGAUGGCCAUUGCGGCGCAGGGUGCACGAGAUGAUGAGCAAAAACUCUACGAAGUUCAGUGGUCUCCAAGUGAAUUGGAAAGCAGAGAUUUGUUCAAAUCAAAUGGUUUGAUCUUUGCAGAUCAAGAGGCGGCUGCAGGAGCCCUGAAAGCCAUUGGAAAGGACCAGACCUUCGCAAAGCAGAAGGCUUUGUCGACUUUGGAGCUCGACAGCUUUGAAUGGAUUCUGAGUAUCAGCACUAGCCACAAACGGAGUUCCUUAACUCCAAACCUGCUCUUUGUCCUGAAACUCCUGCAAUCCCUUGCAAAGUCCAGGCAUCCCAAGUUCCAAAGCCUGAUCCUGGCCACACGCAAUGCCCAAGCAGUGGCCACUGGUGACAUGGCUGGUGCUUACUGCCCGCUCCAUGCAGGCCUCUGGGGCUUGGCCCGUGCCUUCCGGAACGAACAUCCUAUGGGACCCAGGGUCCUCUGUGUCGAUCUUCCACCAGGGGGAAGGCUUUCAGAUCUUCGAAACCUUCCACUGCCCAACAGCUCCACAGAUGAACAGGAAAUAGCACUCCGAGACCAGAAAGAGGAGACCCAGAUGUGGAUCCCGCGAUUGGAGGAAGCCAACUUAGAGCCUCAGACAGGUCUGAGUGGCUUAUCUGAUGGAAGUUAUGUGAUUACUGGUGGCCUGGGAGCAUUAGGAUUGAUGUUUGCUUCCUGGUUGUUGGAACAGAAAGCACAGAAAGUGGCCUUGAUCUCUCGAAGUGGCAAACCACCGGCAGAUUGUCAGAUCACCUACCGGCGGUUGGCUUCCAAGGUCUCUGUUCACAAGGCAGAUAUUGCGGACCAGAAAGCUUUGGCAGAGGUGAUAAAGGCGAUUUGCAAGCUGGCUCCGAUCAAAGGCAUCAUUCAUGCUGCAGGGAUGUUGGAUGAUCACAUGAUCGCAGACCUCACAGAGUCUCAUAUGACCACAGUCUUGGCACCCAAAGCAGAUGGUACCAUGAAUUUGGACGAGGCAGUGACGGGACAGAAGUUGGAUUUCUUCGCACUCUUCUCCUCAGUUGCAGCCUUGUUAGGCACACCUGCACAGGGAAACUACUGUGCGGCCAAUGCUUUCAUGGACUCCUACGCAUCUUACCUGAGAGAUGAGAAGAAGAUGCCAGCUGUUAGUAUCCAAUGGGGGCCCUGGGCUGAAGUGGGAAUGGCUGCCAGAGCCAACACGGCGGAGACGAGCAUUGCCAGAAUCUCUGCCAGCAAAGGAAUGGAGGCGAUGAAGAACAUUUUAUCCUCACCCUUGCGCAGCGGUGUCAUUGCCGUGGCUCGCAUCAAGUGGACAGCUUUGCUGGGACAAUUGCCUUUCGUUCCUCCAUUUUUGAGUAAGUUCAGUGUGAGCAAAUCAGUAGCUCCAGUGGGAAACUACACCUUGGAGGAUGUGAAAUCCUUGGUGGUUUCAGCCCUGGCAGAUGCCUUGGGCUCGGAAGACUUCGAUGUGAACACGCCCUUGAUGGAGCUGGGACUGGAUUCCUUGGCGGGCGUGGAGUUCCGAAAUCGACUUCAGGGCGCAGUGGAGGGCAUCAACCUAACGCCCACCUUGAUGUUUGACUACCCCACGGUUCCCGACCUGGUGGAGUACAUCUGGUCGCAGGUUGGGCCCUCUGAAGAUGAAGCGGCCCUUCAAGGUUUGCAGGGUGGACACAUUGGAGACCAACUGGCACUGGCCAGUCAUAGCGGACGCUUUCCGGGCAGCUUGGGGAAUCAUCCAGGUGACUUCUGGCGCACCCUGAGUUACGGUUUGGACACCACGGCCGAACUGCCUCCGGAGCGCUGGGACAUGGAUGCUUUCUACGACUCCGAUCCCGAUGCACCAGGAAAAACCUAUGUGAGGUUGGGCCAUUUCAUUCCCGGCAUCGAACAAUUUGAUGGAGAAUUCUUUGGUCUCAGCGAGAUGGAACAGCGUGGCAUGGAUCCACACCAGUGGCUCACCCUGGAGAUUACCUACGACUGCAUGUAUGCUUCAGGCCUAACCAAAGAAACGAUGAACGGCUUGGAGUGUGGCAUCUAUGUGGGCUGUGCCACCCUUGGCGGGAUUGAACCAGACAUCCCGGCCUUCGGACCUUUUACCAACAUCGGCUAUGCUUACUCUGGCCUGUCCGGCCGGGUAUCCCACACCCUGUCCUUGCGGGGGCCUUGCUUCACAGUGGACACGGCGUGCUCUGCCACAGUGGUUGCUUUGGACUGUGCCAGCCAAGCCAUUCGCUUGGGACGUUGUAGGUCUGCAGCUGCCAGCGGUGUGAACCUGCAGCUGUCCGCCGCAAUUUGGGUGGGCUUUGCCAAAAUGCGUGGCCUUGCGAUGGACGGAAACUGCAAAACCUUCGACACCUCUGCAGACGGCUUCGCACGCGGAGAAGGGAUGGGCUCAGUCUAUGUGAAACCCGCAGCCGGCGAGGGCAUUGCCCCAGUGGCUCUGCUGGGUGGUGUGGCAACAAAUCACGAUGGCCGUGCGGCAACCAUCACCGCUCCAAAUGGCACGGCGCAGCAGCGCGUGCUUCGAGCGGCAUUGGCAGAACGAGCGAUGACACCCGAGGCGGUGGGGUGCCUGGAAUGCCAUGGUACCGGAACAGCUUUAGGAGAUCCCAUCGAGGUGGGUGCACAGAAGGCGGUCUACGGCAAGACUGGUGGGUCUUUCUCCUUGGCUGCAGGGAAGACCAACCUGGGACACCUGGAAGGUGCUGCUGGUGUGGCAGGCCUCAGCAAGGCGGUGCUGUCCUGCCAGCGGGCACAGGUGCCAGCCCUGCUGUGGCUGCGACAGCUGAACCACAACAUCGAUCUGACCGGCUUCGCUGCUGCGAUCCCAACGGAACUCUUCGAUUGGCGCAGUGCGACGGCCCGCAGAGCGGCGGUGUCGUCCUUCGGGUUCAGCGGAACCAACGGGCAUGCACUGGUGGAAGGACUGGUUGAUGAAGUUUUGGUGGAACGACCUCGGGCCAACUACACGCGACGCUUGUUGCAGCCAUAUCGACAGUGGAUGCAGGAUGUUUCAUUCAACGAAGUGUUGAUUCCCAUUACAGUGGAGCAGAUUGAUCGAACUGGAGGCGAGUCAAUGCUGCUCAUCGGUGAGGGCGAUAGCUUCAAAGCCGCUUCCACUUUGGCCACGGCUGAACUCGAGGGCUACCCAGGUUCAGAGGAGAUCAUCAAGGUCGUUGCGGAGAAGAAACCCAACACCGCGGUCUUUGUCACAGGUCCCAGCGGAGAAGUGCCUGGGAAGGCUCUGGUAGAUUUGAUGAAGUUCCUGCAAGCUUUGGCAGCGCCUGGAAGUGUUGAAACUGUCGUGGUGCUCAUCUUCAAACCCAAGGGGCCAAACUUCAGAAGUGAUGCGGCACUUUGGGGCUUCGCGAGAUCAGCUCGCUUGGAACUUCGCACCAGCAUCAAAAUCCUGGAAUGUGUGGAGGAAAGUCAGGUGGUCAGUGGAUUGAAAGCAAUCCUAGCAUCUCCAGAGCUUGAACUGGUAGCCGGUAAUCAGGCCCCACGACUACAGCGGUGCCCCACAUCCCUGCAGCACCGCGACGUGCUGCGCGUGCCCUUCGAGGGCUCGGCGUUGCUGACGGGCGGCCUGGGAGGUCUCGGGCUGGUUGCUGCACAAGAACUGGUGCAGGUGGGUGUUUCGAGUUUGGUGCUGGCCUCCCGCAGCGGCCGGCCGCGGUCCGCACACUCGGUCAGCCGCCUGGCGCGGCUGCAGGCCGCUGCGGCGAUCCACAUCAAGAAGUGUGACACAGGAGCGGAGGCAGAUGUUGCCUCGCUGGCGUCCAGUCCUUUGGAUGUCAAGCUGAUUGUCCAUGCAGCUGGUGUGUUGGAUCGCUGUCUGCUGCCGGAACUCACUUCGGAGAGGUUACAGCUGACCACAAGACCCAAAGCCCAUGGAGCUUGGUAUCUGCACCAAGCCUUUGAGGGACUCCAAAGUUACGUCUUGUUCUCUUCGGUGUCAUCCAUCUUGGGCCUCUCUGGUGGAGCCGCUUAUGCUGCGGCCAAUGGCUACCUGGAUGGCUUGGCCAAGUGGAGACCAGGGACACUCAGCUUGCGCUUGGGGCCGGUGGCUGAAGUGGGAAUGACCGCAGACAGCAGUGAUGCGAAGGCCAUGGAAGCCAUGAAUGGCAUGGCCCUGAAGACGUUGUCGUUAGCGCAGGUUUCCAGCGCCUUGCGAGUCACCUUAGCCCCUGGUGGCUCCAUCGCCUUCCGCGAGAUCACCUUGGCGCGGGCCGACUGGGCCCGUUAUUUCCGGGACGCGGCCGGGCUGGUGCCUUCGUUGCAAGACUUCCGCGAGGACUCUGCAGCCGAAUGCGGUGCAGCGCCAUCUGCCCUGGCGAAGCUGUCGGCCGAUGAGCGCGAAAGCCACGUGCUGUCGGUCAUCCGCCAAGCGGCUAGCUCCAUGCAUUUGGAGAUCCAGGAUGACACGCCACUGAUGGAGGCGGGCAUCGACUCCCUCUCUGCAGUCGAGUUUCGGGGCAAGAUCUCCAGUGAGUUCCGCUCAGUGCGACUGCCAAGUACGUUGAUGUUUGAUCAUCCCACACUGAAGGCUACUGCAAGCUACAUCGCUGGACAAUUGACUGCCACUGCUCCCAAUUCAUCAGUGGCAUCUGUGACGCCAAAGAUGGAUAGGAUGGAUCCAAAAAAUAUGGCAUUGAAGGUGCAGGGAGCAGCUUGUAACUUCCCAGGUAGCAGUGAAUUUUCACACUUUUCCUGUAGUUUGUGGCAGGGAACUGAUACCAUCAGUGAGAUGCCGUUCAGCCGCUGGGAUGUGGAUGAGUACUACGAUCCAGCCAUGCCCACGGGCCUGGAGAUGUACGUCCGCCACGCCGCUUUUGUGGAGAACGUGGAGUUCUUCGAUGCCCAGCUGUUUGGAAUCACAAAAGUGGAAGCAGAGGCGAUGGAUCCACAACAACGCCAUUUGUUGGAAACCGCCUAUGGAGCCUUCAUGGAUGGCGGAUGGAAAAAAGCUCAUUUGAUGGGCAAAACUGCUGGGGUUUUUGUGGGUCAAGACAAAUGUGAUUGGAAUCGGAUGAUUUCGGCAGCUCAUGCAGGGCCCUUUGCGGCCACGGGAGGAUCCGCAUCCAUCUCCUCCAAUCGAAUCUCCUACUCCCUGGGAUUAAAAGGUCCAAGUGCCACCGUGGAUACCGCCUGUUCAUCUUCCCUGGUUGCAGCGGAUACAGCUGCCAUGAACAUUCGCCAGAGGCGCUGUGACUUCGCAGUGAUUUGUGGUGUCAACAUGCUGCUGUUGCCUCAAACCUUCAUAGGUUGCUGCCAAGCACGGAUGUUAUCGUCGGAUGGACGAUGUCAUACCUUUGAUUCCUCAGCAUCAGGAUAUGCCCGGGGUGAAGGCUGUGGUGCCCAGGUCUUACAAAAUCUGGAUGUCAUAGGUCCCAAUCUGUCGAAGUUUUUGGGCAGUGCUCUGAAUCAAGAUGGGCGCAGUGCAAAUUUGACCUCUCCCAAUGGACCUUCCCAGGAGUUGGUGGUGAAAAUGGCACUUGAAGAUGCUCAGAUCACCUCCCAACAUCUGCAUCAGGUGGAGACCCACGGCACCGGCACCGAGCUGGGCGAUCCCAUCGAAACCGGCGCCUUGCGUUCGGUGCUGCGCCGGGAUGGGGAUGGCGAUCCGGUGCGGCUGGGGGCGGUGAAGAGCAACGUGGGACACCUGGAAGGUGGCGCCGGAAUGGCUGGACUCUCCAAGCUGGUCACGCAGCUACAGCGGAAGUCGGGCAACGUGGCCAAUCUCCACCUGCGUCAGCUGAAUCAACACAUCUCGGAGGAUUGCAAAGACUUCGCUGCGAUCUUCAUUACAAGUGCAACCGCUUGCACAGAGGCAGCAGCUUCUGUAUCCUCUUUUGGAUUUGGUGGAACCAAUGGGCACGUGGUCCUGGCUUCGCCCGAGCAAAAGGCAUCAGCACGACCAAGUGUUCGCUUCGAAGGCUGGGACUGCACCAUGUCCAGUCCAUUUUGCAUCUCGGAAACUGCCCCAGCUUUCCCCGGAGGUCGACAGGCCUUCCUUUGGCGGGAGCCCGCGCAUCCUUUGAUACGACACAAGACCAAGCGGGACGAUGGAGUCGUUGUUCCUGGUGCCUGCUAUCUUGAGAUGAUCUUGGCGGGUGUGAAAGCCCACCUGGGACCGCAGGAGGCCUGGUGUAUUGAAAACCUGGGUUUUGCAAAGCCUUUGGUCUUGAGAAAUGUCCACGGCUCAGAUGAGUCGAAUGGAGUAGGCCCGGCCGGUUUGGUCCACGUCGUUGUCAGCGUGGCGUCCAUGGAACCAGAUGAGGAGGCGCGAAAGAUCCUGACGACCGCUGAGGAGUUGUUGGUCUUAGGAAAGAUCCGCGAAUCCUUGGAACAGGCGCAGAUUGCACGUGACUACUACCUGGAAUCAGGUGACCUGGCGAGUGAGGCGGAGGCCUUCAGGAUCGAAGUGUUGGCAAAGCAGGACGAUGGCGAAUAUGGGGCCGUCACAGGUGAAGCCACUGUGAAAGCGCCUGAUAUCGACCUUCUCUGCGAAAUUGAGUUGGCAAGAGCUCAAGCAGCUGAGAACAUGAAGGCCGAAGGUGUCCUUCUCUAUACCUUGGUCGAAGUGAAUGUAACUCGACCUUUACACAAGAUGCGACACACCAGCAAGUAUUGGUGUGAAGAGGCUCAACGAAUCUUUCAGGAGUUGGAUGAGACCUUUUGGGAAGGUCGAGCUGCCUUGAUGAUGGUGAAUGUCCUUCACAAGUUCCAGCAACCUCAGCUCAUGCACAAAUUUGCCAAGGAAGCUUAUGACUUGUUUGGAAAAGUGGGAGAUCUGAAGCGUCAGGGGAUGUCACUCCAUGCCACCAGUUUAGCAUAUCUCAAUGAGCAAAACACAGCAGCCGCUGUGGAAACAGGUGUAAAAGCUUUGGCCAUCUAUCGUGACAUCGGUGACCGGCGCCUGGAGAUUGCCGAGCUGAAGACCAUUGCCAUCUGGCGCAUGACGCUGGAGGGCAAACAGGGCAAGAUCGCCGCGCGCGAGGCCGUUGAGGCUGUGGAACUGGCGCGGAAAUAUCCGGAGCCCAACCAGGAGACGGUGACGCUCCAUGUGGCUUUACAGGCCUUGUUGAAUAUUGGUGAUCGAAAACAAGCCAAGGAGAUUGCUCAGGUAUCUCUGAAGCGUUUUGAAAAGGAUCCGCGACUGAAUUUGGAAGCGACCACCCUGAAAGUCUUCUUAUCUCAGCUGCAGGGCGAGACAACCAAUGAGAUGGACUUAGUGGAAGGCAUCAAAUCUCGAAAACAGAAGAUGCAUAUGUUGAUCGAUUUAGCCCGAUCUCAUGUGAAUCAUGGUAAGGUGAGUGAGGCGGAAGGCUUCGCCCGAGAUGGCUUGGCGUUGGCGCGUGAGUUCGGAAAGACCUUCCGGGAAGCUCAGGCCUUGAAGGUCUUGGCAGAGGUCCAUCUGUACAGGGGCGACCACUUCGAAGCCAUGUCUUUGACCAAGAAAUCCAAGAAGAUUUCGACCAAGGAUGGUGACAAGGAAGGUCAAGCCAAUGCCUGGCUGCUCUUGGCCCGUUGUCAUUUGGCCGCCAAGAACCACGACGAGGCACAGAUGAGCUGCCGAGAAGCGCAUGCUCUCUGCGAAGAAACCAAGAAUUUCCAGCAGGAGUUGGAGGUAUGGCAGCAGGUGGUGGAGCUUCAUAUGGCCACCUCGCAUCACGAUGCCGCGCUCCAGGCGGCUGCCAAGCGCCUGGAGGUGGCGCAACGGAACAAGGCUUCCAUCAAGGCGCAGGUUGAGGCGCUGGACGUCAUUUGUACCUUAUUUAUGGUGCAGAAAAACAUCCCAGAGGCCGAGAAAUCUGCGGCGGAGAUGCUGCGCAUGGCCAAGCUCAACGAGAGUUUGAUCGACCUAGAAAUUGCUGCCUUGGUUCAGAUGGUUCAGGUGAACAUUUUGCGGCUGUCGGAAAGCAACGGCGCGGGCAGUUUCGGCGCCAAGGCUUUGCAAUAUGCCGAACAGGCCUGGGCCUUGGCUUCCCGCGAAUCAGCAGGAUUGGACUACAAGAGCUCGGCCAAAUAUUGGCACGCUGAAGCCUUGGUAGCGGUAGGUCGUCAUCAGCAAGCUCUCACUGCGGUGAGGGAAGCUGAGGCUUUCUUCAAACAGAUGCGGAGCAGAGACUCCGGCGGCUUGUUCCGCAGCGUCCUGCUGCAGGGCAGGUUGGAACGAGCAUUGGGGAAGCUGCCAGAAGCCACACAGAGUGUGGAACGCGCCCUGCAACUGGCCGUUGAGGCCAAGAACAGCUCAUGGGAAAAGAUGGCGAAAGAGGAGCUGGUAAACAUCGCUCAACCCAUGGAUGAGGAUGAUGAGGAUGGAUCAUUUGAGCCAAGAGCUGUACAGAAAACUGCAGCACCACGUGCAAGGUCAGCUGGUUUAGAUCCCAACAUCAUCCGUGGGAAGCUGUUGCAACAUGUCCGAAGUGUCCUGACGGAAGAAGGAGAUGUGGAUGGGGAUACACCACUGAUGGAUAUGGGACUGGACAGUCUAUCCGCUAUGGACCUCCAAAAUCUCAUCGCCUCCUCCUUUCCCUUCAGUGGUGCAUCCAGUACCAUCCUCUUUGACUAUCCCACCAUUCGGGAGCUCACAAACAACUUGGUGGAGCAAAGUAAAGAGGAGCCUGUGCAGCUUCGCUUGCUGAUUUGGCCGGACGGUCGUCUGGAGGUGGAGAGUGAAGUUGGGGACGAUGAAGCAGUUACAACUCAUGUGGAGGCAAGUCUGAUCCAAUUGCAAGGGGGAUGGCAGAAGAAUCCCAUUGAGAAGGACAAGCACAACCUGUCCCAGCUUCGAGAUUCGUGUCCUGAAGAUGUGGAUAUCGAUCUGAUGUACUCCUUUGGGGUGAAAAGUGGACUGCCUCUGCAGCCACGUUUCCGUUGCGUUCGCCAGGUUCAAGUGCAGAAGAAGGAACCUUCCGGUCUCGCCAGACUGGAGAUGGAACGUGAUGGAACUCAGCUGGGAUUUUUCUUGGGCCCAUCAGUGAUCGACAGCAGCUUCCAAGCCCUGAUGGCCCUCGCGGACGCGGAUGUUGGGAUUGGAUCCUUAAAGAUCCCCCUGUCCAUCAAGAGGCUGCAGCCCACGGGCCGACCAUACUCCAUUGGAGUUUGGUCCCAUUUCCAGCUCCUGGACUGGACGGAGCAUUCCACAGUCUUCAGGUCUUGGAUGAUGAACGACGCUGGCGAAAGCCUGCUGUACUUUGACUCCGUUCACCUGCAGGAAGUGCGGGACGAGCAUCUGCAGAAGGUCCUCCAGGCCUCUGGUCGUCUGGGUGCGGAGCAACAGGCGCUGUACUCGACGACGUGGCGACCCAUGCCGGCGACGUACGAGGUUCCAACAUCCACAUCCAAAGAUGGCUGGUUGGUCCUUGGCAGAGCUGAUGAUAUCAGGACCUCGGGAUUGAAAGAAGCUGGCUGUCAUUGCGUAGCACAUGGAACUUCCAAGCAAUGUGUGGACUACAGCAAUGAAUCCGCUUUGGAAGCAAUUCUACAGAAAUUUCCAGUGGCGGUUUUCGUGGGUGGAUUGUUUCAAGAUGAGAAAACCACCAGCAGAGCGCACAGCGAAGAUGUGGACGUUCUCGUUCUGGCGCUUCACCUUUGCCGUGCUGCUACUCGAGUGGCCCGUGGUGCAUCCUCACCACAGAUCCUGUUGGUGACACAUCGCGAGAACAAGUCGAAGCCAAUCGAGCCCGUCCAUAAGGGUCUUUGGGGCUUCGCAAGGACCGUGCGUUUGGAGGACUCAAAUCUGAAGAUCACUUGCCUCGAUGCCGAUGAAGCAACCGAUGUCGCCCAAGCUGUUGAAGCUGGGCUUGCAGCAUUGGAUACGCACCAAGAAGAGGAGCUUUCUUUCCAAAGGAUUGGCGAGGACAGGUUGUCUUGCAGCCGCCUGACCCGCAGUAGCCUGACGGCUCGCGCGCCCAUCCGGUUGAACAUGCCGUUUCGCGGAGCCCUGACAGGCUUGAGACCCGUGCCACAGAACAUGCGACAACCUGUGGUUUUGGGAUCAGUCCAACUUCGAAUUCGAGCAGUUGGUUUGAACUUCCGAGAUGUCCUGAACGUGAUGGGCUUGUACCCUGGAGACCCCGGUCCUCCCGGAGCAGACUGCUCUGGCACCAUCUUGGAGUUGGGUGAACGUGUGAGACACUUGAGGACAGGAGAGGACGUUUUCGGAGAAGCUCCUGGAUGUUUGAGUACCUACAGCCUGGCUCCAUCGUCCCUUUUGACGCAGAAACCUCCAACGUGGUCCUUCGAAGAGGCCUGCACGAUGCCUGUGAUCUUCGUCACGGUCGAGGAAGCCUUAGGGGAUCUCGCACAACUGAAGCGUGGGGAGCGAGUCUUGAUUCAUGCCGCUGCUGGUGGAGUGGGUCUGGUGGCGAUCCAGUACGCCAAGUAUGUGGGGGCAGAGGUUUUUGCCACGGCGGGAGCAGAGGAGAAACAUGCCUAUUUGCGAAGUUUGGGAGUGAAGUACAUUACAAGCAGUCGAAGUGGAAACAAGUUCGAAGCAGACAUGAAGAUCUUCCUGGAGAAAGAGGCUGCUGAAGGAGUGGAUGUGGUUCUAAACAGUCUCAGCCAUGACGAUUACAUCUCUCGCUCCCUUGCCUGUUUGAAGAGUGGCGGACGUUUCAUCGAAAUUGGCAAAAGAGGCAUUUGGAGCCACCAGCAGAUGUGGGAAGCACGCCCAGAUAUCAUGUAUGAAAAAAUCGCAGCGGACACUAUGAUGGAAAAGGAGUCUUGGAGGUACAACGCCUACCUGAAGAGACUCCUCACUCGAGUGGAAGCUGCUAGUUUGAGCCCUAUCAACAUGCACGUCUUUGAAGGCCUGGAGGAAGGCGUACAUGCACUGCAAUUCCUGCAACGAGCGCAGAACAUCGGCAAGGUGGUCAUCUCGCAGCCCAGCAAGAUGUGGAGGGUGCCAGGGAUGCAUAUCCUCAGUGGUGGCACUGGUGCUUUGGGCAUUGUCACGGCGCAAUUCUUGGCUGAAGAGGGCGCCAAAUCCAUCUGUCUUCUGUCCAGAGGAGGUAAAGCUCCAGCAGAGGUGCAAGGACGUUGGGAGUGGCUGCAGGCUAGUGCAAUCGAAGUGACGGUGAAGCGCGGUGAUGUUUCAGAGGAAGCUGCUGUGAAGGCCUUUGCCAAAGAUUUUGCAAAAGGUCUUUGCGUCUCUUUGCUUCAUCUCGCUGGAGCGUUGGCCGAUGGCAUGCUACCAGCGUUGGACCGGGAGAUGUUUUUGAAGUCCUAUGCACCAAAGGUUCAUGGACUACGACACCUCUUACGGCAUGUGAAAUUCGAGGAUUCAGCACAGUUCGUGCUCUUCUCCUCCACCUCGUCGUUGUUUGGGGCGCCAGGACAAGGCAAUUAUGCCGCGGCAAAUGCCAACUUGGAUGCGUUUGCACCCUACUGGUCUGCAAAAGGACGACCAACAGUCUCAGUGCAGUGGGGUCCAUGGGCAGAAGUGGGGAUGGCAGUGCAGAAGGGCACCGUGCAACGAGCCAAAGCCAGUGGAAUUGGAUCUCUCAGCAACUCACAAGGCAUGGCAAUCCUGGGCAGCAUCCUCUAUCAGGCUGGCCCAGUGCAAUGCCUGGUGGGUGCCGCUCAUGUUCGCUGGUCCAAGUUCCUGCAGACGGUGUUCAAUGCUGGCACUCCGUCCUUCCUGCAAGACAUGGAAGCGGAGGCUGUGAAGAGCACUGAAGGAAAAGGAGAAGGAGAACUGGCUGCAGCCCUGUCAUCCAUGGGUGCGGCAGAACGUCUCGAAGCCAUCCAGCAACGAGUGAAGCGUCUGGCGGUUGAUGUGGUGGGCGAAGAACUCGCUGGGGAUGAUCCCCUGUUAGAGUCUGGAAUGGAUUCCCUCUCUGGAGUGGAGUUCAGAAACCGUUUGCAACAGGAGUUCGGUGGGGUGCGUCUGCCGAACUCGGCUGUCUUUGACUACCCAACAGCUAACGCGUUGGCAGCUUUCAUCGCGGAUCAGUUUGGAUCGCCAGAACCUGAAGCUGCGACCACUGCGGCACAGCCGACAGUGACGACUUCCACGUCGAUUUUGGAGCUGUUGAACGAGAGGACCAGUGGCCAGCCGAUUUUCCUGGUGCCCGGUGCUGCACUGCAGGCCGCUGGUUUCCAAGCAUUGGCGGUGUUUCUUCCGGUGCCUGCCUAUGGAGUGUCAUGGCCCAGCAGUCUUCCACGUGACAUGUGGCCGAGAACACUCACUGAGUUGGCCCGCCUCAUCUUGGAAGAGGUUCGCCAGGUUGUUCCCUCGGGACCGUUCCACUUGGCGGGGCAUUCCUUCGGCGCCUCGUUGUGCUUGGAGAUGGCACGGCAGGUGGAGGCUGCAGGAGAGGUCGCCCUAGUGAUUCUGCUGGAUCCUAGAAGUCUUCUGCCAGUCGAAGAUGCAGGUGGAGUGUUUCUCCAAGCAGGUCUGUUGGAAACAGUGGCGCUUUUGUCACAAACGGUGGCGGAUGGAGCUCAUUAUGCCUCCUUAGUGGAGGAGCUUUCAAAGAAAGAUGCUGCAGCGCAAGCUGAAGCGUUUCAGAACUUGGGAGCAGCAGCGGUGGCGACCCUGGAACAUGUGCACGCGACCUUCCGAUGGUAUGCCACACUGCUGUCUGAAAGUGAUACUAUCAGCAGCAUCCAAGCGAGGAUCCAUUGGCUAUGUGCUGUGGAAGGCUGGCUUCAGCCUGAUGAUGCGCCCAAUGAGGCAGCGAAGAUCGUGCGCCGUGUGCAGGCACAGGUUUUCCAGCGCAAUGCCAAAGUUGCAGAGCGCUUGAGAAAUUGGAGCAGUUUCAAGGUGUUGAAGGUCUCUGGAGACCAUUUCUCCAUGCUCCACGAGCCCCAUGUGGCAAGUACCGCCAUGAGGAUGUGCUUCAGCUUGGUGGACGCAGAGGAGGUGGUCCAGCAACCAUCUGGCCUUCAGGACAUCGAGCAACAGGAAGAAGUCGCGGCACAAUCGACCCUGCCAGAGGAGGUGGUCCAGCAACCAUCUGGCCUUCAGGACAUCGAGCAACAGGAAGAAGUCGCGGCACAAUCGACCCUGCCAGAGGAGGUGGUCCAGCAACCAUCUGGCCUUCAGGACAUCGAGCAACAGAAAGAAGUCGCGGCACAAUCGACCCUGCCAGAGGAGGUCCUGGCGAUGCAUCAAGCACUUGAGCAAGAAGAGCAUCGCUGGAACCUGAUGGCCUAUCGCUUUGGGAAGGCCUGGGAUUAUUGAGUCGGACCUUCAACCGCCUGAAGACCGGGCCGUUGAGACUUCCGCUGUGCUGAAAUUUUCAAGAUUUGGCUUAUUUUGGCUUCAAUUGAGGCUGAUUUGACCUGAGAAAUCUGAGAAGACCUGAGAAGAAAA
Molecule: messenger RNA, 15102 nt
Organism: Cladocopium goreaui
Lineage: Eukaryota; Dinophyceae; Suessiales; Symbiodiniaceae
Source: the annotation of a GenBank genome assembly